GAGAGUUGAUCACCCCCAUACGGCCACAUCUUCCCUGUAAACUUCGAGACCACUUCCAUUUAUCUAAGCUGUUCUCUUCUUCUUCUUCUUCUUCUUCUUCUUCUUCUUCUAUCCCUGCGCCAUUCCGCUCAAACCGCCGUCGUUACUCUUUUCUCCUACAGAGAGAGCGUUUCGAAUCGAUUCCCCAAAGAGGAAACUCCUCGGGUACCUCGGUACGCCGUGAUAAAACUGGUCUCAAUCCCACCAAUGGUUUUGACUCUACGGGUUUAAACGACUCUUCUCGGCGGAGAGCUGGCCUCUCUCUGAUCCCGCUGAGCUCCGCCGGCUUCCAUAUCUUCCGGAACCUCCUUGAUCUUAAUACAUACUCCUCCUCCGUUCAACCUGGUCUUGUUCUCCUUUGAGAGCAUGCCUUCGGCCUCGGAGGUUCAACAUGACGCUGCUUCUCCUUUCCCUCGUUCCGCCAGCUAUAACCAUCUGCCUGCACUGGGUUCCAAUGUGAGCCAAUCUGAUGUAAAGAGGACGUUUUCAGAAACGAAUCUACCGCAGUUGUCGGAAAAUCCAGUUAGACUGGACCAAGAUAGCUUUAUGACUGGAAAGAAAGUUCUACGCCAGGCCUCUAUCCGCCUAAAAAAUGACAGAUCAAAGGUAAAGGAGUUUGCCAAUUCGAGUUCUGACGGAAACGUGCAAGGCCCAACGAAAUCGUCAACUCAGAGGGACACUGACAAGACCUUGUCCAUGGAACGGGCCUCCAAAUCACGCUCAGUGUCAAGCACAAUUGCGACCUUAGCUCGCAAGCCGUGGAUAUCAUCAAGGUCUCCGUCCCCUUCAGCCCCCAGGGAAAUAAGGCCGAAGAUUACAAAGUCCAAUGGUGUAGCUUCUGUCAAUUCAAUUGGAAAUGGCACUGUAGAAAAAGAUUCACACACCAAACCACAGGGCCCAUAUGCACAGCUUCCUGAAAAGUCUCAACGAAGUAGCAUUCUGGUUAAAGGUAGUCGGAAAUCGAUCAUCUCUGGAGCCAAACCAAAACUUGAGGAUCCUUCUAACUCUCAAAAACGCCCUUCCUUUCCCUCACUACGUGCGAGAGUUUCAUUAGACCGACUCUCAGCCUCUCCAUCCGGAUCGAAUGACGAUAUUCCGCCCGUUACCCAGAAGCGUUCUGGGCAAUUGCCCCAACUCAAAGUAGAUCCGCCUCGGAAAAAGGACGAGCUUUGGUCUGUCUUUAGAGGCCUCGAUGCAGACUACCAAAAAUUUUGUUCAAAAAAUAGUUCUCUCAAGGCCAACGUCCUUCGGUCAUCCCUACUUCCAUUUCUUUCAUCCUACGCCAAACAUCCAUCCACCCAGUUUCUCCGGCCUGAAGACCUUGAUAGGCGGAUAAAUAUCUUAAAUAAAUGGUGGACGGGACUUCUCGAGAUUCUCAAUGGGAGAAAUAGCCAAUCUUUGAGUGGAGUGGAUAGACCUGUUUUUCUGGAAGCCAUUGUUGGAAUUAUGACAAGACCGGAAUGGCGUAUUCCAACCUUGCAUGAUUCGCCGUCACCUUCUACGCCUACUGCACCCCACGUUCCAGCCCCAAUUUCCAGGUCCAACACAUCCCUUGAAUCAACCGGGACGGAUUUUCUCAUCGAAUCAAUACACCACAACAUCCGGAAUAUCUUCGCUCAAAAUCUCCUAUCACAAAUCGGCUAUUGUAUUGAUAAAUUGUCAAUGAGGCAAACCCCAGCUAGUCUUGUAACGUUUGCUGGUAAGACAUGCGCUUAUGCAUUCUUCUUUUGCCCUGGUGUUGCGGACAUUCUCGUGCGACUGUGGAACACCACCCCCGAUACUCUCCGAAGGGUUUUGAUUGGAUUCAACGUGGACUGGAGCGCUAAAGCCAACCUUGAAGCUUCUGACUACAUCUCAUCGUACUUCCCUGUGGCUCUGCGAUCUUUAUGUUUCAGGUCUCAUUCCAGUCUUGUCCGCUGUCUUCGACAGAAAACGCAACCUCCCUUAGGUGCGACCAACGUUAAUUGGUCAGGGCCAUGGGUUUCACGUUGGUCAGGGAGAGAUACCGAUCUUUUCUUCGUUUUUGCCAAGCAUUUCCACAUAUUGGUUGCGGGAAUUUUACCCCUUGGAUGCGAAAGAUCGAAAUAUGUCUUUGUUCCAGGACUUCUUUCGGUUCAUGCGCAGAUAAUGACUGUUUUGGAACAUACUGUCAACAAACAGUCAACUGCUUCAGUGGUGGAUAAUAUUCAUGCACCAACAUCAACGACAUUCGAAGAUUUCAUCGAUGGUACGGAUGCUUCUGCUUCCGCCAUACCCUUGGGAACGGCGAAUUCGCUGCGGGUCAUGUCCGAAAAUCGUCUCAUUCUAUUGCUAAAGGACAUCGUCACAGAUCGGUCCCUUGACCUGUCUAUAAAGCAAAUGUUUGUGGAAAAUUUUUGCGCAAUCCUGAAGGUCGCGACGAAGAAAAUUUCUCUCUUCGAUCAUAACGGAUGCUUUGUGUUGUUCGACUUCGUAGAGGAGCUCGUUUCGGUAAUUCCGCCUUAUUGUGAAUCAACACAGCAACCGGACUUACUAGACUGGAACUUUUGGCUAGAUGUCUGCAAGCAAAUGAUGAAAAGUAAUAACUCUCUCACAGAAGUGAGGGUUUUCUCUUUCAUUUACGCUGCCUGGGACGAGAUAAACCGGGUGGAUGAGCUCAGAGAAGCGUUGUGCGUGGGAAUACUUUUGAACGAAACCUAUUUCUAUAGGUACUUCAAUCAUUGGAGCCCAAUGGUUCGCGCGUAUUUCCACAGGCUGUUAUGCUGGCGGCUGGCUCGAUGUGAAGGAAAGCCCUCUGCGCUGGAUUUGCGUAUAUACAAUCUUCUAUUGGACAGGCUUUCUGGAAUCUGGAGCUACUUCCUUUUUCGCCAGUCAAAGGCUGAGAGAGAAUUGACCCCGCUGUUGUCGACUGCACCUUGUAGUCCAGCACCUGGGCGCCGAAUCCUUAUCAUCAGGAAUGACUACCAGCCCGCCUCCUCCUUAUUUGUCUGCUUGGACAACAUUAUCCCACCAUCAACUUCUUCCAGUCAGCCAUCAGCGUACAAAAGCCACGGAUCGCUACCAGACAUCGAGCCCAAUCAUUCCCGUUCCGAGUCUCCCUCAUCGUCUAGUAAAAAGCGAUGGAGGUCACUAAAAACCAUAUUCACGAGCUCCUCCAACUUGAAACCAGGGGAGGUAACGCCAACGAAGAGUACCCAUGACGAAAGCGAACACAGUACGAGCGACUCAAACCCCAGGGAAGGGCCAUUGAAACACGAAUCCCGACUAUUUCCGUCGAAGAAUCAGCCAAAAUACACCUUCAGGUUCUCACUGCAGUGGAACGAUCGUGUCAGAUGGCCAUCCAAGGACAGACGCCUGUUCCCACCUGCCCUCCCGCUCCCUACCCAACUUUUCCUCCAGUCACUUCGAACGAAUGACACCAAACAAACCGACUCAGCCGAUGGCUCCCUCUCUAACUCCCUCUCCGGAACCGACUCCGACGACGGCUCAGACAGCGAAGGCGCCGAGAUAAACUCCAUCUCAAAAACAACAACCGCAACCACAACAACCACUGCAGCUUCUAGCCUUGCCAACACUUCAAAUAUCGGCCUCGCCACCCCCCCUGGGGCUCCCGUGCUCACACCCUCUCCCGCUCCAAAACCUAACCUCACCGUUUUCACCGCCUUCGAAUCCCACACAGACGCGGGCGGAGGAUAUCAAUACCAAUAUCACCCGCUCGUAGCGAGUAAAUAUGCCGGUCGCGCGCUGGCGGAGUGGGCAUUGGUUGUUUGCGAGUGUGAUAAUUUCUUCGCACGACGACGCGAUGAGGGUGUUCCGACCGACGAUGAGGUGGAGAUACCGAUUCUGGGCGUCGAGAGUUUCCGGAAAUGAUAUCUAUUCAUACAUAUAUAACGAUGGGCUUCUGUCCCCCCCCCCCCCCCUCUCUCCCCUUUUUUUUUCUCGUUGUCUCUCCUAUAGACACUCUCUUAACCCCCCUUGCUACGAAGGGGUAUGCCGCCAUUGUACAGUACCAGGAUCUGGACAUAGGUAUAUAUAUAUACACUUUUCUUUUCUCUGUUACCUGCUUAUUUUAUAUCAGGUUGGUGAUAGCAUAUCGGUGGAUUCAUCACGAAUAUGCGGGAAAGCGACGCUUCACUCUUCCUAAAUUCGCCGCCUUACCUAUUUCUUUCUUAUCAAAAGAAACCUCCGUCCUAGUUCUUUUCUUCCUUUCCUUUUUGGUGGGGAGGCAUUUCUUUUUUGGGUGCCUCUGUUCUGCACCUGCAGUUUUAUUUCCUUUUGUUCCUAGGUAAGGCAAGGCAAGGCACGGUCGUGGCGUGGCAUGGCGUGCGUGGCGUCUUUAAAUUUUUGUGUGCUUGCUUCGUUUCCCUUUUGAAAUCAUUAACUUCUUUCCUUUUUUUGGUCGUUCUCCCAAGGAUGGCGGUUCAACAGGUUGGUUGGGUGGUUUGUUGGAGCUUGUAUGCAUGCAUUGAUUAGAAUUGUUUUUGCUCUUAUUGCUUCGAUUACGAUUCGUUUCGUUUCCAUUAUCAUCCACCCAUUAAUUAUCGUUCCUGAUCAUCAUGUACGUGCGUUUAGUUCGUGUGUUUGUGUGUUUGUGUGUGGGGGUUGUGUGUAUGUGUGUUCGAUUUUCAUAAUAAAUGCGUUGCAUCACAUUUUUUGGAAUUCAAUUGCGACUCGCUUCAAAUCUAGUUCUCUUUUUUGAAAUCAGUUUUGUUUUUAUCUCUUCCUACCCCUCCCUCCCUCCCUCCCGUGGGUUUCUACGUCACGGACAUACAUACAUAACCCUCCCACAUUUGUCCUCUCCCCUCUCCCUCUCUCUCUUCCCCAGCUGAGAAUAACAAUCGCGGAACUGACCUUUCUUUCUUUCGUCUCGUUUCUAUUCAUUUUACUCAGAUAUAUUAGAUAUAUCUGCAUCGGUACAUAUGUGUGUGUACAUACAUGUACAUAAGUUCUCCGGGCUACUCUCACCCGGAUGGAAAUAGCUAUCUCGUCCGGUUUUUACCAGGAUAGUUAACUAUAAUAUAUAGUAGGUUAACUAGUUUACUAUUUACUACUAGCUAACUUAAACCUUCCAAACAUCAAAACCCAAAAUCCAAAACACGG
Messenger RNA from Blastomyces dermatitidis ER-3, 5118 nucleotides. RefSeq lists its product as uncharacterized. The coding region runs from base 406 to 3888 and encodes 1160 amino acids. Lineage: Eukaryota; Fungi; Ascomycota; Eurotiomycetes; Onygenales; Ajellomycetaceae. The transcript has 4 exons. The record is from RefSeq and is a predicted model, not a curated record.